This is a messenger RNA of Pollicipes pollicipes, 637 nucleotides long. It is a transcript of the gene Mob3, whose product is annotated as MOB kinase activator 3. The record is from RefSeq and is a predicted model, not a curated record. NCBI's taxonomy places the organism in Eukaryota, Metazoa, Arthropoda, Thecostraca, Pollicipedomorpha, Pollicipedidae.
UGUGAGGAGCGCGGUUGUUGAGAAGGCGUAUGAAGACGAGCCGGGACCACUGCGUUUGAUUUCCCUUUCAGAUCCUGAUUCAUCCCUUAAGUUAGAUAUUGGAGACAUGUCGGCUCUUGUUGAUUUCUUUCAGAAGGGCAAGACUUUUAGGCCCAGAAAGAAUUUCCAGCCUGGCACCAUGAAGUACUCAUUAUACAAGCACGCCCAGGCCUCUCUCAACUCUGGUCUAAAUCUGCGGCUGGCUGUCAAGCUGCCUCCUGGCGAGCAGCUCAAUGACUGGAUUGCUGUCCAUGUGGUCGACUUCUUCAACCGCAUCAACCUGAUCUAUGGCACCAUCUGCGACAACUGCACGGAGGAGUCGUGCCCGGUGAUGUCGGGAGGGCCCAAGUUUGAGUACCGCUGGGCCGACGGGCACAAGUACAAGAAGCCGACGGCGCUGUCUGCGCCCCAGUACAUUACGCUUUUGAUGGAGUGGGUCGAGGCGCAGAUCAACGACGAGGCGCUCUUUCCCGUCACAGUCGACGUGCCGUUCCCCAAGACGUUCUCCAGCCUGUCCAAGAAGAUCCUGACACGUCUGUUCCGCGUGUUCGUGCACGUGUACAUCCACCACUUCGACCGUUUGGUGGCGAUCGGCGCG